This is a messenger RNA of Colossoma macropomum (tambaqui), 7676 nucleotides long. RefSeq names its product zinc finger protein 721-like. The coding region runs from base 358 to 4767 and encodes 1469 amino acids. NCBI's taxonomy places the organism in Eukaryota, Metazoa, Chordata, Actinopteri, Characiformes, Serrasalmidae. Gene Ontology annotation, biological process: central nervous system development; regulation of transcription by RNA polymerase II. The record is from RefSeq and is a predicted model, not a curated record. Gene Ontology annotation, molecular function: RNA polymerase II cis-regulatory region sequence-specific DNA binding; DNA-binding transcription factor activity, RNA polymerase II-specific. The transcript has 6 exons. Gene Ontology annotation, cellular component: nucleus.
ACCGCUCACCCCUUUAUUCACACUCUGUUUUCCGACUGACCCUCAGAGGGGCCGGGUCAGAGGCGGGCUCUGUCUGGACAGCAGUUUGAUAAACAUGUAAACAAACCCGGAGCGCCGCCGCUCCGCGCUGGGCUGAGGGGGCUCGCAGUAAUGUUAAUGUCCGGCUAAUGUCCGGUUAAUGUCAGGGUUAACGCUCUUCAGCGGUGGACGGAGUACUCAAACCAUGUACCUGAGUUAAAGUAGAGACACCAAGACGUUUUCUGCUGCUUCAAGUGUUCAUUUCUGUGCACAGCUCAACUUUAACAUCACAAGAUGUCAUGAAGUGACUGCUGAAACUAGGAAAGUAACACAGCGAAUAUGGCUUCCAGACGAAGCGCCAGCCCACAGCAAACAUCCUCUGGUGCGUCUCGCAGACGGCUGCCGAAGAGCAAGGAGAAGGAGAUGAUCCAUCAGUGCUCCGACUGCGGGAAGAGCUUUCAUCUGGAGAGUCGGCUCAAAAUGCACAUGCGCAUUCACACCCGAGAGAGGCUUUUUUACUGCCUAGACUGCGGGAAGGGGUUCAAUCGACAGAACAAUCUCCAGAGGCACCGGCGCAUCCACACGGGAGAGAAGCCGUUCCGCUGCUCGCACUGCGAGAAGAGCUUCAGUCGGCUGAGCUACCUCCAACAGCACCAGCGCAUCCACACGGGAGAGAAGCCGUUCUACUGCUCGGAGUGCGGGAAGAGCUUCAAUCAUCAGGGUAACCUCAUCCAGCACCAGCUCAUCCACGUCGGAGAGAAACUGUACCACUGCUCGGACUGCGGGGUGAGUUUUUAUCACCAGAGCAACCUCACCAAGCACCUGCGCAUCCACACGGGAGAGAAGCCGUAUUACUGCUCCGACUGCGGGAAGUGUUUCAACCAGCAGAGCACUCUCCUGACGCACCGGCGCAUUCACACCGGAGAGAAACCCUACGAGUGCCCGGACUGCGGGAAGAGCUUCAACCACAAGAGCAACCUCCAGAGACACCAGGUCAUUCACACGGGAGAGAAGCCGUACGAGUGCCCGGACUGCGGGAAGUGUUUCAGCCGGCAGAGCAGCCUCCAGCUGCACCAGCGCAUCCACACCGGAGACAAACUGUUCGAGUGCGCAGACUGCGGGAAGAGCUUCAAUCAGCUGACUAACUUCCUAAGACACCAGCGCAUUCACACUGGAGAGAAACCGUAUUACUGCUCAGAGUGCGGGAACAGUUUUAAUCAGCUCAGUAGCUUCCAGAUACACCAGCGCACUCACACGGGGGAGAAACCCCACCAGUGCUCAGACUGUGGGAGGAGUUUUACUGAUCAGAGUCUUCUCCAGCUGCACCAGUACAUCCACACAGAGGAAACACUGUACGACUGCUCAGACUGCGGGAAGGGUUUUAACCGCCCGAGUCAUCUCCAGACGCACAAGCGCGUUCACACGGGGGAGAAGCCGUAUCGCUGCUCAGACUGCGGAAAGCGUUUUAAUCAAGCGGGCAGUUUCCAAAGGCACCAGCGCGUUCACAGAGGAGAGAAACCGUUUUACUGCUCGGACUGCGGGAAGAGUUUUAAUCGACAGAGCAGCUUCCAGGCCCACCAGCGCAUCCACACCGGAGAGAAACCGUAUUGCUGCUCAGACUGCGGGAAGAGCUUCAAUCGGCAGAGUAGUCUCCAGCAACACCAGCGCACUCACACAGGAGAGAAGCCGUAUCAGUGCUCGGACUGCGGGAGGAGCUUCAAUCAGCUGAGCAACCUCCAAACUCACCAGCGCGUUCACACCGGAGAGAAACCGUAUUACUGCUCGGAGUGUUGGAAGAGUUUUAGUCAGCCGAGCAGCCUCCAACAACACCAGCGCAUUCACACUGGAGAUAAACCGUAUUACUGUUCCGACUGCGGGAAGAGCUUUAAUCGACAGAGCAGCUUCCAGCUACACCAGCGCGUCCAUACAGGAGAGAAACCGUAUCUGUGCUCGGAGUGCGGGAAGAGUUUCAACCAACUGAGCAACCUGCAAACACAUCAGCGCAUCCACACGGGAGAGAAACCGUAUCAGUGCUCGGACUGUGGGAAGAGUUUUAAUCGACAGAGUCACCUCCAGACGCAUCAGCGCAUUCACACAGGGGAGAAACCGUAUCACUGCUUUGAAUGUGGGCGGAGCUUCAGACAAACCAGUGCUUUGAAUACACACGAUUGCACUAAGAGGGAGAUAAAAACUGAAGAUGUAGUUUUCUUCAGCUUUUUGAGCACAGCUCCACAAUCACAUCAAAGAUGCUUUCAAAAGGAGUAUGUCAAACUGCUCAAAGUACGUAUUACAUAUGAGAAUAUGGCGUCCAGAAGAAGCUCCAGUCCUCAACAAUCGUCCUCUGGUACUCCAGGCAUUAAGGCAUCUCACAGAGGCAUGAAGAACGAUAGAAAGAAGAAGAAAAUUCACCAGUGCUCGGACUGUGGGAAGAGUUUCGGUCAGCAGCGUCGUCUCCGACAGCACCAACGAGUCCACGCAGGAGUGAAACCCUGUCACGGCUCAGACAGCGGGACGAACAGUCUCCGAAAACACCCUGGAGAGAAGCCGUACCCCUGCCCGAACUGCUGGAAGACCUUCAGUCGAGAGAGUAACUUCCUAAAGCACCAGCAGAUUCACUCAGCGGAGAAACUGUACUACUGCUCAGAGUGCGGGAAGAGCUUCAGUCGGCAGGGGAACCUCCAAUCGCACCAACGCAUCCACACCGGAGAGAAGCCUCAUCGCUGCUCAGACUGCGGGAGGAGGUUCGCUCAUCUCGGCAGCCUCCAGAGACACCGGCGCAUCCACACGGGAGAGAGGCCGUACCACUGCGCACACUGCGGCAAGAGUUUCAACAAUCAGAGUAACUUCCAGACGCACCUGCGCAUUCACACCGGAGAGAAACCGUAUUACUGCGCCGACUGUGGGCGGAGCUUCGCUCAUCAGUGUAACCUCCAAACACACCAACGCAUUCACACGGGAGAGAGACCGUAUUACUGCUCGGACUGCGGUCGGAGCUUCGCCCAUCACAGUAACCUGCAAACGCACCAGCGCAUUCACACAGGAGAGAAACCGCAUCACUGCUACUGUGGGAAGAGUUUUAAUCAACGGAGUCAUCUCCGGACACACCAGCGCAUUCACACUGGAGAGAAACCGUAUUAUUGCUCAGAGUGCGGGAACAGUUUUCGUCAGCAGCGUCUUCUCCAGACGCACCAGCGCAUUCACACUGGAGAGAAAUCGUAUCAUUGCUCUGAGUGCGGAAAGAGUUUUAAACAACACACUCAUCUCCAAAUGCACCAGCGCAUUCACACAGGAGUGAGACCAUAUUACUGUUCAGACUGUGGGAAGAGUUUUAUUGAUCAGAGUGCGCUCCAGAAACACCAGCGCAUUCACACGAGACAGAAACCGUUUUACUGCUCAGAAUGCGGGAUGAGUUUUACUCAACAGAUUAACUUCCAAACACACCAGCGCGUUCACACAGGAGAGAAACCGCAUUGUUGCCCAGACUGUGGGAAGAGUUUUAAUAAAAGGAGUAGACUCCAGAUACACCAGCUCAUUCACACAGGAGAGAAACCGUAUCACUGCUCAGACUGUGGGAAGAGUUUUAAUCUUCAGGGUAACUUACGAACACACCAACGCGUUCACACUGGAGAGAAACCGUAUCGCUGCUCGGACUGUGGAAAGAGUUUUACUGCUUUCUGUAAUCUGUUAAAACACCAACGCAUUCACACAGGAUUCUCUCCAGACAAAGAGAAAACUCACCAGUGCUCGGACUGCGGGAAGAGUUUUAAUCAACAGAGUCAUCUCCAGACACACCAGCGCGUUCACACAGGAGUGAAACCGUAUCAUUGUUCAGACUGUGGGAUGAGUUUUAAUCAUCAGGGUACGCUCCAGACCCACCAGCGCAUUCACACAGGAGAGAAACCGUAUCAUUGUCCAGACUGUGGCAAGAGUUUUAAUCGGCAUAGUAGUCUUCGACAGCACCGGCGCAUUCACACGGGAGAGAAACCGUUUCGCUGCUCAGCGUGCAUGAAGAGUUUUAGUCGGCAGAGUAGUCUUCAGCUGCACGAGCGCACUCACAGCGGAGUGAAACCGUAUCCCUGCUCAGACUGCGGGAAGAGUUUCAAUCAUCAGAGCAACCUGCUAAGGCACCAGCGCAUUCACACAGGAGAGAAACCGUAUUACUGCUCGGAGUGCGGGAAGAGUUUCAAUCAGCCAGGUAGUCUCCAAACGCAUCAGCGCAUCCACACGGGAGAGAAGCCGUAUUACUGCUCGGAUUGUGGGAAGAGUUUUAGUCAGCAGAGUAACCUCCAGCAACACCAGUGCGUUCCCUCAGGAGACAACCCCUAUCCCUGCUCAGACUGCGGGAGGAGCUUUAAUCAUCUGAAUGGUCUCCAAACGCACCAGCGCGUUCACACCGGGGAGAAACCGUUUAACUGUUCAGACUGUGGCAAGAGUUUUAAUUAUCAAAGUCAUCUCCAGCUGCACCAGCUGAUCCACACCGGAGAGAAACCAUUUCUCUGCUCAGACUGUGGGAAGUGUUUUAAUCGAAAGAGUCAUCUCCAGACACACCAGCUCAUUCACACAGGAGAGAAACCGCAUCACUGCUCAGACUGUGGGAAGAGUUUUAAUCGGCGGAGUAAUCUCAAAGCUCACCGGCGCAUUCACACGGGAGAGAAGCCGUAUCGCUGCUUUGAAUGUGGACGAAGCUUCAGACAAACGAGGAGUUUAAAGAGACACGAGUGCGCUAAGAAGAAAGUUGAAAACUCAUGAUGUGAUGAGUUAGUGAGAUAUAAUUUUGUAAAGGUUAACCCGAAUUAUGUAUCAUUUAUCAUAUACUUUUCUCUCUCACCCCAGAUUUCACCUGCUAAUACAUUUUUGAUGCUUGAAAUCUGCUGAAAGAUUAUUCGUUUUAUGUCAGAAUCGCAAUUGAGGAGUGCAAUUUUCAAAUCGCAAGAGCUUGAAUGUUUUAAAGUAUGGUCUGUAUUAUAUUACAACAUUAUCUUAAGUUUAAAUUUAUCCUAAGAACAGAGCUUGAACUACCUGUAGAGGAACUAGACCAAUCAGAGGCAACCAAACAUCACAACAUCAGUGACAUCACAACCACAACUUACUGACAGUCUGGCACACUACAUUCAGGGUUCAAUCCUCAGGCCAGAAAAGGAUAUUCUGGUUUUCUUAGCCAAAACAAAAGGCAUUUGUAUUUUCUGAUUUCUAGAAAACAUCCACAUCCACAUCACAGUUGCAAUAUUAGUCAGAAUUGCAAUUAGACAUUUUUUUCCAAAUCAUUCAGCCCUACAAACAAGUAACCUAAGCUUAUACCCCAUCAUACUAACGCUGUGUAUGCCUAAAUUGUUGUACACUUGCCUCCACAUACAUGGUUUGGCUGAAUAAUGACAUUCGUAUAUUAACAGUUUCAUAGUAGACAUAUCAUUAUUUUAGCAUCAGCUAAAGUAUCUGUUGAUCAAUGAUAUCCAACACUCCCCUUUUCAAGAGCUACUGUCCUGCAGAGUUUUGGUGUGGUCACUGGUGCAUCUAAUCCAGCCAAUCAGGAACUAAUAUAGAAGUUAAUUAGCUGGAGCAGGUGUGGCAGAUUGUGGUUGGAACUAGACUCAACAGGAUGGUAGAUCUACAGGAGGAGGGUUGGAGACUACUGGUAUAUAUACAUGCCACAUAAUAGAACAAAAAAAGGAAACCUGACUUUGCGAUCAAUUCUUUUUGUGAGAAUUCUUUUUGUCUGUUGAUGAAGUAAGUACAGCCCUGGCUUUGGGAGAUUGGUAUUCUGAUCUGGGCUUUGACUAUGCCAUUCCACAACCUCCAUUUCCUCCUUUUGAACCAUUCCUUGGUGGAUUUACUUGUAUGUUUGGGAUCAUUAUCCUGUAGCAUAGUCCACUUCUUCAGCUUCAGUUUUUUGGCAGAUGGUCUGACGUUGUCCUCAAGCACUCCCUGAUAUGAAAGAGUAUUAAUUCAUAGUCGAUUCUGUGAUUGCAAGUUGGCCAGCAAAGCAGCCCGAAACCAUAACACUGCCACCACCAUGCUUUACAGUUGUUACAAGAUUCUUCUGAUCAAAUGCUGUCUUUGGUUUUUGCUGAUCAUGGCUUCUGGUACUGUGACCAAACAACUCUAUCUCUGACUUGUUUGUCUAUAGCACAUUGUUCCAGAAGUCCUGGUCUAUGCCUAGGUGUCGGCAAACUUUAGCCUUGCUUUGAUGUUCGUUUUAGACAGCAAAUGCUUCCUCCUGGUGCAGCUCCCAUGUAUGUCAAAUUAUGACUUUGACAUCCAACUUUGACAACCACAGUGGCAAGAGCUACCUGCAGAUUCUGUGAUGAAAUUCUGGGAUUCUUAAAGCAUCUUAAGGUCUGCUCUUGGGUUAAAUUUGCUGGGGCAGCCUGGCCUGGAUAUGUCAGCAAUAGUUUGAAAUCUUCUUUAUUUGUAGAUGAUCUUCUGGACAGUGGAAGGAUUGGUUUCUAAUAUUUUGGAAACACUUCUCAAACCCCUUCUCAGACUCAUAGUCAUCUGCAACCUUCUUUCUGAAGGCCUCAGAGAGCUCCUUUGGUCUAGGCAUGAUAAUACCCCAAACUCCAAUAACUAAAGAGCUGAUCAGAUAUCUGUUUAAAUAAGACAAGUUCCUCCAAGUUAUUCUCUAAUAGUGUUCUGAUCAUUAGCAACUAAACAAAUGCACCUGAUUUUAAUUUGGCACAUUUAAGACAGUGAUAUAUGUAGGGUUGUACUUUUUUUCAUAUCAGGAAACUGCAUUUAUGUUUAUUUCAGUUAUAUAAACGAUGACAGAAACGUUAAUUGUAGAUCUCACUUGUUAAAUUAUAUCACCUUUAUCCAUCAACAUUGUUUGAAUGAAGACUGGAUAUGUGUAUGUCCAAAUAUGCUGGAAAAGUCUGUUUUAUGGGGUGAACGUACUUCUUUACAUAACUGUAUAGCACUAUUCAUAAUGUACACUGUCUGCAUCUAAGUGUAAUCGAUGACUUGUCCCAUUUACCAUCUAUUUCUCAGCCUUUAGGUGAUAAUCACUAUACAGCGCUCCAUAACUGUGGUCAUAUAAUGGAUUAAAAAUGGAAAAUAUUCAAAAAAGACACAAACUGCAAGUUUUUGGAAUCGAUUCCUAAUAUACUAAGUCACAGGUUCAUAAUGAUUAGCAUAAACUUGGAAGAUCUGUAAUGAGUAAUUCCUAAAUGUGUAGCCUGCUAAUUAGCUCAGUUAAUGGAAAGACAUUAUUCACAAGCUUUAAACUAAGUUAAGUAAUGGUCAGCUUAACAGACAGCUAGAGGACUUUGACAUUGCUAGUAUUACUAAUUUUGGCCAGUUUUUGCCAACAUCUUUCGCACUUCAUUCAUCUUGAGUAACCUGCACAGGUAAGGAGGACAGGAUGUCAUGUAUGCUCUGCUUCUUUCUACCUAACCUAGUGAAGCUGGUGGGACAGCAAAACCACUAGGGUCUAAACUAGAGGUCGUCAGUCUUCAAAUCUGGACCUUGAAUCCAGUCUCUGGUCCUGUAUUUGAUAAUGAGUGGCAGUUAACUGAACUAUUGAUGGAACUCAUUGUAAGUGUCGGAACCUGGAUUCAAGGUCUAAAUUUAGAAAGAUGGCUAAAUUUAAAAAAGAUGGUUAUUUAAGGGUUCAUUAGUAAAGACAGUGGUUCUGUAUAGAACCAUGAACAAUCAAAGAACUA